AUGAUUCGGGGCCUGCAGGCAUAUCUCCACGAUCGAGGUCUCGCACAGACCUGCCCUCUUUCCGCAUUGAAGGAAACACGCAUUGGCGUCGAUCUCUCCUACUACCUCAAGCAGCUUCUCUCGUCUCCUUCCACAUCAGAACCCCUCGUAGCCGCCCUCGGAGGCGCACCCAUCGCCCUCAUCUCUCACAUCGAGAAUGACCUUCGAGCGCUUGAAAAGGCCCGCGUCAAACCUGUCUUCAUCUUGAAUGGCAUCCCACCAAACAAGCGGACUCGACCCUUCUCCUACGAAGAUCCGAAAGUCAAACAGAGGCACCGUGCAUGGGAAGCAUACGAGAAGGCAGACAUUGACACCGCCCAUUCCUUGUUCUCUGCCAGCAGCUCGGUACACUAUCCAGACCUGUAUCGUGCCAUCCUCCGCGCCUUCCGUCACCGUAACGUCGAGUUUAUGGUAGCGCCAUACCUUGCAUCCGGCCAGCUCGUCUCGUUGGAACGUCACUCGAAAUCUUACAUCCAUUCGAUCUACGGCGCUACAGAAAUUUUGCUCUUUGACCGCGUCGACCGACUGAUCACCUCCCUCAACCUCGCCGAGUCUACCUUCCAGUUUGUCAGCAAGCAAGCCUUGCUCAAUGAUCUUCGCUGUAACGAGGGGCAGUUCCUCGACAUUGGCUUGCUAGCUGGCAGCGAUCUCUGCGCUACCUUCCCAGCUCUACAGGACUCUAGCUUGGGAGCACCACCACCACAUGCAGGCGCACCUCCCAACCUUCGCCAGAUCAACGACCUCGUCAAACAGUACAAGGGUGGAUAUCCGCUCGUCGCGGCAUUCGAAGGCCACCCCACCGUGCAAAAGAUCAACUAUGUUGACCAGUUCUGCCGGGCUAGGACCAUGGUCAAGUUCUGUCUCGUCUUGUCUGCGGAAGAAGGUCGAGUCUUGCCAUUGCCUCUUGCGACACCGCCGCCGCCAUUUCCAUCCGGAUCCGCACCAGUGCAUAUUACUCCCAACGGCACAGGACCAGCAGCAGGAGGAGCACCCGUUGGCGCUUCAAACGGCGGCGCACCUAUCCUCACAGCAGCAGACGUACCAGUGGAUCUGCACGAAGUCUUCUCCCACCGUGUUCCAGAUGAAGUCUUCCUGCACCUAUCUCGAGGUCUUGUCGGCCCACAAGUCCUGGCGAGCCUGGCGUCGGGCCACGUCAUCGAACCACCGCCUCUCGAUAACGGCGAAACUGAAGAUUACCGUCGCUACGUCCGAGAUACCCUCACGGAAUGCUCGCAAUCCCCACGAUGCGUCGCCGUAGCACUGGCCGCUUCUGUACUGAACGGCUUUUGGUCCUCCCGCAAACUCACCGGGAUCUACUAUUUCGCUCCCUCUGCAGACCAUGCUAUCCCACACGACUCCCCCACCACACUUCAGCUCAUCAACCGCGUAAACCAAUGGAACGUCUCCAACCGCUUCAUCGAAGAAGAACUUCGUCGUCAGAACUCUUCCACCAUCGACAUUGCUCUCUGUCUUGGUGCUACCACCUCAGACCAACUCGCCAGUCGCACCAAGACUCCACGCGUUAAACUGCCCGAUGGAUCAACAUCAGUGUUGGAGAAAAAGGAUGAAAUUGUAGCCAACACAAUCUGGCGUCUUCUCGAACUUCGAGGUUUCCUCAACCAUGCUCAUCUGCACACGCCUUAUGCUAGAGCACUGUAUUUGGCGUUAAAGAAGAGUAAGUUGAACGAUAAGUUACAGGAGCCGUUGUUUUUGGGACUGGAGCUGUUGAGAGGUGGAGUAUUACAUGCUAAUCCGUUUGGGGGUAGGGUUUAUUCUGGAGGACCGACGUAUGGGGAAGAGGUGGAGAAGAGGCAUAUGUUAUUGAUUAUGCGUGCUGUCUCCUUGCUGCAGAUGACGUUUAAAUCCUCACCUUGGACCGCUCCUUUGAGUAGGGAACUGUUGGUGUUCAAUUCGUUCGUCAAAACAACCUCACGUUCGAUGCGAAGUUUGGUGGAGAUGAUAUCCAUGUCCCUACUCCUUCGAGGCGACGGAAGACGGGGUAGGGACGACUAUUUGGACAUCUCCCUCUCUCUCCCCUUCCAAACAGACGUAAACACAGGAACGGGCAUCGUCGUGAAGUGCUACUUAGACGGAUUGAUGCAGUAUCUCAACGGCGCAAUCACGCCGAAUAAGGUGGACGAUCCCGAUGUGAUAGAAGCAAAAGAAGGCGUGUUGGGAGCAUUGGAACCUACUUUCGACAAUGUCAAAGAUGUGAAGGCGGAGUUGGGAAGAGCCUUCAGAUUCUGGCAAGCGUUGUUGGUGGCGGUUGAGACACUGGAUGCGGAGAAUGCCAUUUCGAAAGAUGUGGUGGGACAAUUUAGGGAUGCGGAUGCUUGGUUGGGGCCUUUUACUAAGCUGCCUUGA
This is a messenger RNA of Ustilago hordei, 2403 nucleotides long. RefSeq lists its product as uncharacterized. Lineage: Eukaryota; Fungi; Basidiomycota; Ustilaginomycetes; Ustilaginales; Ustilaginaceae. The record is from RefSeq and is a predicted model, not a curated record. The coding region runs from base 1 to 2403 and encodes 800 amino acids. Gene Ontology annotation, biological process: mismatch repair; DNA double-strand break processing; DNA recombination. Gene Ontology annotation, molecular function: 5'-3' DNA exonuclease activity; 5'-flap endonuclease activity. Gene Ontology annotation, cellular component: nucleus. The transcript has a single exon.